This is a messenger RNA of Psylliodes chrysocephalus, 8622 nucleotides long. NCBI's taxonomy places the organism in Eukaryota, Metazoa, Arthropoda, Insecta, Coleoptera, Chrysomelidae. The record is from the annotation of a GenBank genome assembly.
AUGGAUUACGGCAAACAGCAGCAGCCGGUUGCGAACAGCAUACAAGUAGCGGGCGUGGACGCCGCCCACGCCAACGAAUACUUCGAGCUGUUCGUGAACGCCACAAGCAUGAAACACAUCUUGGGCUACUACCGGGGCCUGGUAGACAGCCUACAUUUGCGCCCCAACGUCUUCAAUCAAUUCUAUCCCAAGCUGAGGGCGAAUCUGACGUCGUGGAGGGCGAAGGCGCUGCUGAAGAAGUUCGACUCGCGGGCUGCGCACAAGUGCUAUCUGAAAGGGAAGGUGGCGGCGAACACGAGGGUGUUGGUGAUCGGGGGCGGGCCGUGCGGUAUGAGGACCGCCAUCGAAGCGCAACUAUUGGGAGCCAAAGUGGUCGUCGUGGAAAAGCGAGACAGAUUCUCGAGAAAUAACGUGCUGCAUUUAUGGCCUUUCGUCAUCGAAGAUUUAAGGAUGCUCGGUGCGAAAAAGUUUUUCGGGAAAUUCUGCGCCGGCGCCAUCGAUCACAUCAGCAUCAGGCAAUUGCAGUGCAUCCUGUUGAAGGUAGCUCUUUUGUUGGGCAUCGAAGUCCACACUGAACUCAGUUUCGAAAACCUCGUCGAACCAGAUCCAGAUAAAAAAAUAGGCUGGAGAGCGGCCUUCAAACCGUCUAAUCAUCCGGUUUCCCAGUACGAAUUCGACGUGGUAAUAGGAGCUGAUGGUAAACGUAACACACUGCAGGGCUUCUCGCGCAAAGAGUUCAGAGGUAAGCUCGCCAUCGCCAUUACUGCCAACUUCAUAAACAAAAAGACGGAAGCUGAAGCGUGCGUCGAAGAAAUUAGCGGCGUGGCGUUCAUAUUCAAUCAGAAGUUUUUUAAGGAUUUGCAGGAGGCUACCAAGAUAGAUUUAGAAAAUAUAGUAUAUUAUAAGGACGAUACUCAUUAUUUCGUUAUGACUGCCAAGAAACAUAGUUUAAUCCAGAAGGGAGUGAUAAAGCAAGAUUUUUCCGAUACGGAAAGACUGCUGGCGCCCGAGAACGUAGACAAGGAAGCUUUGCAGAAUUACGCCAUAGAAGCUGCGAAUUUCAGUACAAAUUAUCAAAUGCCGAAUCUCGAUUUCGCCGUCAAUCAUUACGGACAGCCAGACGUCGCCAUGUUUGAUUUCACUUCGAUGUAUGCCGCCGAAAAUGCCUCCAAAGUGGUCGAAAGGCAUGGUUGCCGGUUGUUGAAGAUUCUCGUCGGUGACAGUCUACUUGAGCCAUUUUGGCCGACGGGAUCGGGUUGCGCGAGAGGCUUUCUUUCGGCCUUGGACGCGGCUUGGGCGAUCAGAAGCUGGUCCAUGGGUACGGCAUCGCCUCUAGACACGAUCGCCGAAAGGGAAUCGAUAUACAGAUUGCUGGCGCAAACGACACCCGACAAUCUGAACAAGGAUUGGAAAUCGUACACGCUGGAUCCGGUUACUCGUUACCCCAAUCUAAACAGAGCCGUUGUUCUUCCUCACCAAGUCGUUUGCCUUUACGAUACCGAUAAUCCGGCGAGCAUAGAAAGGAUGAAGCGCAGUUACAAUGAGAAGCCAAACGAGAUACCAAAGAAGAGAAGAAGAGGAAAUGUCGAUAACGAAGUGUUGCUCAACUGGUUGAAAGAUCAGCUCAAAGACAAAGAGGAAAUCUGCAUAACUGACAUGGAUUCUGUGUUCAAGGACGGCAAAGUUUUAUGUGCAAUAAUACAUCACUAUAGGCCAGACCUUUUAGAUUAUAGUGCAAUUAAUAGUAAUGAUUCUGCUGUGAAUAAUCAAAUUGCGAUAGAUGUUCUCGAAAAGGAUCUUUGCGUUCCUCCUGUGAUGACCGGGUCAGAACUAACCAUAACGGAAGACUACUUAACACUGGCUACUUACCUUACAGAAAUAUACGACUGUUUUAGAGGUGAAAUACCUUUCAUCAAGCACGCCAAAAUGAAACAUCCCUCAAAAAAUCCCAAAAUCAUGCCCCUGAACCAAUGCAUUCGGUCGCAUGUUUCAUCCCAAUAUAUUAAAGAAAUACCUUGUAAAAAAUGUUUUGAUGCUUACCACUCUAAGCUGGUGUUUUACUCCAAUGAUAUGGAAAAGAAAUUAUUAGCUUUUAAUCAUAAAUGCCAGUCUGUAAUAAUUCCACAAGCAAAUAAUACUUUAAUGAAAGAAAACGAUGUAGAAAUUGUGUAUAAAAAAUCAUCUAAUAGGUUAAAAGGUAAAAAACCUUCCAAAAGGGCCGAAAAAAAGAAAUCAAUUUCCAAAAUACAAUCAAAUUAUCGACAGAAUGAAAAUAAAUGUAUAUACGACUCGCCCAAAUCAUCAAUACAAUCUUUUUUCGGAAAAAAAUCUGAUCAUACCAUCCCACAAACCCAAGAGGACAUCCAAAGAAGAUGCAUCGAAAAGAUCUACAGCAAACACCAAAAACUAAAAGUAUUUUUAACAAAAUUGUUGCUGAAAAGAAAAUCGUCCGAAAUUUUGAAACAAAAUUUCGCUACCGCAGGAACCCAAACUGAUAUUUUGAAAAAUUCAGAUCUUGAAACUUAUCGUGUUAAAAAUAAUAGCGUUCAAACUGAUAACGAAGUUUAUUUGAGAAAUCGCGGCAAUCAAACUGAUACUGUUGAAAUUAUCAACGAACAAACUGAUAUUAAUAAUUCGGAUGAUAAUGAUGAACGGGAUUUUUCCGAUCAAAUCGCUAAUCAAAGCUCAGAAAAUCGACAAAAGGAUAAACAUUUUGUUGAAGAACCAGUAUGUCAAGCACACGACAAUACUGCCACAAACCACUAUAGUCUCAGUAGCGUUGAACAAGAUUUUUGUAGCAAAAGCGUCAACGAAGCAGGAGAUUUUUGUCAAGAAAAACCCAAGAAGAUUAAGAAAUUCUCACCGACUAAUUCUAUAGAGAAGAUGAUAAAAAUACGAUUAUUGAACAGAAAUUUGAACAAAUUGACGCUACAGACGAUCGAGUAUGCUUGCUAUUUAGAUCAUUUAACUAUCUCAUCGAAAAUCGCUUUGAAAAACGUUUCAAAACGAGCGAGGAUGUCACAAAAAUCCUUCCGUACCGCUACAAAACUGUACAAUAAUUCCAAUUCGCCCAGUAUAGGGAUAUAUUCGAAUAUAUUUGAAAGUAGGGGUAGCCGUGUAUGUCCAUUUGACGUGCCGUCAAAUUGUGAUUAUCGUUUGGAUAGGAUCAAGAAUCGAGUCGUGUCCCAGACUCGGAAGAUGAUCGAAGGGGACGGGAUGUCCAAUCAAAUUUACAGUAGAGUGUCUAAUUGGAUCACUUCUAACGAUUUUAUGUCCCAGGAUAACGCGAAAUCGGAAACUGGGUCGUUGAUUUCUAACAGUAAAAUUACGGAUAUCACUUCAGUGUCAAAAAUGGAUCGUUACAACGACAUUGUGGUCGAAGAAAGAACGGACGUUGUGAAUUUUUCCGAUUCGAGACAAACGAAGUCUUCCGAAGAAGAUUUCGCAGAUAAAUUAAAAAACAUCCAAAACAAGACUGUUCGAAAUCUGUCGAAAUAUUCGCAGUACUCGCCGUUCCAAUACUGCGCGAAUUUGAGGUCCACUUCGGCGCCCCCCACGCAGUUUUCUGUGAUUGUCGAAGGAGAGGAACCAGAAUUGCCACCAGGUAGUACGAAAAUGAGUGAAGUCUCCUUUAAGACGAUAAAAACAGCGAGCAUGCAACAGCAAGAAAAAACACAACCGUCCGCGCCCUCUAGCAGGCAUAAACACAAACACUCUGAUAUAAUAUCGCAGAAACCAGGCAGCAUCGACAGGAAGCCAAGAAAAAGACGGACUAUGGAAAAAGUUGGAGCGAGCGUAGAUCACGAAAACAAACCUUACCAAUCAUCACGAGGCGGGAGCAGAGAUGAAGACAUUGCGGCCAAAAUCAAACAUUUAGAAAACAAAUGGCGUCAACCGCAGCCGGUCGACAAGAAACCCAAAGACUUGAUGAGGGCUAUCGGUAAGAUCGAAACGUCCGAUUGGAAUAUCAAAGAAAUAGAGAAAAAAAUUUUGGAGAAUAAAUUAGGAAAGCCUUCGAAAGCUGUUGAUAAGGAGAAAGUCCCUAAAUGGAGCAAAGAGGAAUUUUUAGCGAGGCAGACCAAGAUGGAAAAAAAACAUUUAGAUAGACAAGUCAGCACUGAUGUAAAAUUUGCGGACAUUGAUCGCAACAUAAAGAAUCUGGAUCAAAAAUUAAAAGAAGGUACUGUAAGGGAAUUGGGUACCAAUAAAGUGGCCUCGAUAACUGAGAAGCUGGUUAGUAAGAUACCACCGGAACCCAAGCCACCUGAGAAAACUAUUAGUCGACAACCCAAGGUACUACCGAAACAAGCUGCAUCAGAAUUUUGUCAUUUCUGCAAUAAACGUGUCUAUUUGAUGGAGAGGUUGUCGGCUGAGAGUAAAUUCUUCCACCACGCGUGUUUCAAAUGUCAAUACUGUCACAUUCAGUUGCGUUUGGGAUCGUACGCGUUCGAUCGCGACGGGCUAUACGGUUACCGAUUCUUUUGCCUACAACACUUCGGAAUGGCCGGAGAAAUACCAAUUGCCAAAGUGAUAAGGAAGCCGUCAGUUAAGCGACAAUCUGAGAACAGGAGAAGUCCAGAAAAAAGAGCUAUGGCCGGCGUCACUCGUGUUGAUUCACUAGAGAAAGUGCAAACGCCGGAACGAAUCGAAUUUUCCAAUUUGUCUACCGGUAACAUUUCCUCCGAUCAAGAAGAUUCGAUCAACCAAAUGGACGAAGACGAGUGGACGGACAAAAACUUUGGAGGUUCUUGCGCGGAAUUCGACGAUACAGACGAGGAUUCCUCCAGUUUAAGUGAGAGCGAUAGCGACGAUGAAGAAGCGUACGGUGAUGCUUUAGAAGAGCCUGCGACCAAAGAAGGUACUCUAAAAUGGGCGGAACGAUGGAAAAACAGUUAUUCGCAAAGAAGAAACUCCGAUUCUGCUGAGUACGCCAGCAGCAGUAGCGAUCAGUCUAGUUAUUAUGACAGUUCAGAUGAUGACGAAUCGGACACGGCGACAGAGGGCGAAGAAGAAAUCAGAGCCCGCGAAUUGAGAAAACAAGAAGUUUGCGUGGAACCACCGAUCGUUCACACAGACACAGGCACCGACACAGAGGUUGUUUCCGACGAGACCAGCUCCGAAUCAUCGAACGCAGUCCACAAUUCAGCCACAGAAAUAUCGACCGAUUCGGAAUUCGCCCAAGAUGAUCCCACGCCCACCAGAGAACUCCCAUCGUUAUUCCUGAACGAUUUCAACGUCACCAAGAUCCGAGGAACAGGAGGCAGCCACGCCCCUAAGAGAAUCCAGGUGACCAGUCGAUACCUACAAAAACCCUCAGAUGGCAAAAGCAAAAAAUCCAAUAUCGAAUUAAAACUAACACCACUGGUUCCUUCUUCUGCACAAGUUAAAAAACCCGCACCCAUUGCUCUUUCACGACCCGAGGGUUACGUUUUGAACCGCACUCAAAGCACUGGUGGGAUUGCAGCAAAGGUAUCACUUGAACUCAAAAAGAAAUAUCUAUUAGGCGAACCUAGUCCCGGUAGCAUCCAGAAAUCUGGAAGCGCUUCCACUUUGGACACUAAAUUUAAAAGUUUUCAUACCAACAUUUCAGACUGCCAAAAGAUGUUGAAACCUUCAACCGAAAUCAGCGCGAGCAUGCAGACUUUCUGCAAAAAAAUGAACGAGUUGAAAUCACCAGUGUCUCCACCUACUCUUAUUUUAACUAAAGAAAUCGAUGAAACGGCCUCAAAAGACGCUGUAGAACAUAAAGGUGACCCUUCAAACGAACCGGAGGUUGCAGACGAUUCGGAUAGUCGUCCUCGUAGCCCGCUUCAUGAAACCUUUAUAAUUGUCCCUAAAAUUGAUUGGAGCAAGCGGAACGACAGCCUAACCUCUGACAGUCUAGCAUCAUCUGACAGCGAUGUUGAAAAACCUUUCGAAAAUAUACCAACCAUACAGAUAUAUACCGCACCGGAAAGCGAGCAACAUAAAGAAGAAUUCAUAGCCGAUUCUUUGCAGUACUUUGAAGAAGAUCAGCCAAAAAAUCCGUCCAUCGAAUCACCCAAAUCCAUUACCAGCGAAAAAAAAACUUUGAACCAGCCGAAAACUUUACCCAAUUUAGAAAACUUGCUGCCAGAAAUCCACAAUUCCUUGCACAUUAAAUACAAAGAUUUAGAUGUAACCAAAGACACAUCGGAACCAGUGAAGAAUAAUUCCAGCUCCCUGAGCUCGCCAGAAUCGAUAGCAGAACAAGUUAAGACAGCUUUAACAGAAUCGGAACUAUCUGAUUGGGCUAGAGAUGAAAUGGUAUCCGACGAUUUCGAAGAUGGUGAAUUCGAAAUCAGUUUCAAACCAUCGGACAAGUGUGAAAAGAAGAUUCUUACUAAGGAAGAUAAGGUUAUCUUAACCGAAGGUAUGCACAGCAUUUUGAGCUUCAAUUUGGAUAAUAUCGAGUUCAUGGAUACCGGUACGGAGACAAGUAGCGAUGAUGGCAUCGUUAACAGCCAAAAUGGUUAUGUUUUGUUUAAAAACGAUGACGAAUUUGCUACGGACAGUCUAAAUCCACAUAUUGACGAUGUAAUAGAAGCUAAGAACGUUGUAGAUUUCAAAACUGUUACUGAAGAGCAGGAUAAAACCAAACUUGUUGUCACCACCAACACAGAACCCGACGACGAUAGCGUUGUUAUAAUCGAAUCAGGUACUACGACAGAAGAUAACACUUUCACAGAUUCCACUGUGAAAAAUGUAGAAGAUUUCAGUAAAGAUACGUUGAUUUUAACUGAAAAUAACAAUGUUAACGAGCAUAAGAAUAAAAAUACUGAUACAGAUACCACAAUUGUAGAAGACGUCGUUGAAAAAGAUAAUAAUUUAGAAUACGAAGAGCACUGCCAAAGAUUGACGUCUAAGAUCGAGUUCUCGAACGCAAGAGACUCUAUCAACGUGCGUAAAGCCAAAUCGAGAAGGAAAAGCAAACCGGACGUUCUUCAAAAACCUGAUUUGAUAACUGAAGAAAUACCCAGUCCGAUUUCAUCACCCAAAAUUCUUCCUGUUAAGUUCAAUUCACCUGAUAUCAUUUACAAUAAAGACGUGAUCAAAAAGGAGAGAGAUACCAACCAGAAACUUAUACAGGAAAUGGUGAUGAACAAAAUGAAGGCAGAGAAUAAAUCUUUGGAGAGACGGAAGAGGAAUAAACAAAAUUUCGAAAUAAACAAAUCCGCUUCGAGCAUAGUUGUAGGCACUUCGUACAAUGGCAAACAGUGUACCAGCAGAAAAUCUUUAUAUCAAGGUAAUUCGAAGCCAGAUGUACUGCUGAUGACAAACUUAAAAUCAACUAAUGCGGAUUUUAUAAAAAAUGAAGCAGCAAAUUCGAGUAGACCACAGCAGCAUUUGGAGGCUUCGAAAGAGAAGACCAAAACGCCUGAAGAAAUGAACAGGAAGCUAGAAAAGUUGAAGCAAACUAUACGGAUGAGGAAGCAAGAAAACGAACAAAUGUUACUCAAUAAAGAUCAAAGGAACGCCAAUUUUUCCAGUAAUUCUAUUAAAAAAAUAGAUCGACCUGUAAGGAGAUGCACCAGUGGCGAUUAUGAUACUGCUGAGCAGGAUUCUUUAAAGAAAAAAGCCAAAUCAAUUUCUUAUUUUCCCGAUAAACUGACAUCUGGACAACCUAUUAGCAUCGAUCAAAACAAGAACAAGAUGUACAAGUCCGAUCCGAAUAUAUUGGGAUUGGACGAGGAUAAAAGUAAGAGGAAGAGUCAGGAGAAAAAGGGUUUGACGAAAUUCUUUUCUGGAUUUUUCACAAAAAAGAGUCCUUCUGGAGGUUCGAAAGGGUUGUUCUCCAAGUUGUCACCGAAAUCGAAGGAGAUUUCAAAGUCGUGUACUAAUCUGGAGUACGAAAAAGAACCCGUCAUUAUCUAUCAAAGGAAAAGUAUCUCUGAAGAUUUUAUAGAUAGAAACGUUACGCCGCCUCCAGUACCGCCGUUGCCGAUUAAUUAUAGCAAAAAAACAGAUGACAGUUCAGAUGCCGAAGAGGAUACGAAAAAAAAACUGAACGACAGUUCCUGCGACACUCUCGAUUGUACUGGCACGUCAGUCAGUAGUACCGCCUGUAGAAGGUCGAGUAAAAGUCUGAGGGCGAUAAGGCAAGCCCAAGUUAAGAGACACCGCAUGGCUCAAGAAAUACAACGAAAACUAGAAGAGACCGAAGUGAAGAUGAAGGAGCUCGAAGAGAGGGGAGUGAAAGUGGAGAAGGCUCUGCGCGGGGAAGGAAGCGGCGAUUCGUCCAAGGACGAACCGGAAUUGUUGCAGGAGUGGUUCGAUUUAAUGAGAGAUCGUACCGAACUUAGACGAUACGAAAGAGAAUUGACCGUGAGAGGUCAAGAACUGGAAUUGGAGGACCGGCACGCCAGGUUGCAACACGAGCUUAGGGAAAGAAUAGAGAAUGAUAAACCAAAAACUGUAGAAGACGUGGAUAUAGAAAAAAGUAUAAUUAAUGAAAUGAUUCAAAUCGUUGAAAAACGUGAUUCCCUCAUAACCGAAAUCGAAGAAGAUAAAAUACGAUACUCUCAUGAAGACAAAGACUUAGAAGAACAAAUGCUUGCUAAGGGAUUGAUUUUAACACCAGUUAAAAAAUCGCCGGUGCAUUAG